Rhopilema esculentum is the source of this 7834-nucleotide messenger RNA. NCBI's taxonomy places the organism in Eukaryota, Metazoa, Cnidaria, Scyphozoa, Rhizostomeae, Rhizostomatidae. The record is from RefSeq and is a predicted model, not a curated record.
UCAAACGUUCAAGAAGUUUUCUUGAGCCAAUUAAAAUACUGAUUGAUGUUUGUAAAGUUAUAGAAUGAAUGGCAUGAAAUGCAUGAUAAAAUUUCUUUACUUCUGUCUAGACUGCAAUAGCACCUAAUCAAAGGCUGACUUUAACUUUCAAAAACCUCUUGAUUGAAACCUGAAUUAGAUGUAGUAAAUAUAAUUGAUAUUAUAAAGUAGUUUGUAUAAAUCUGCAACUAUAGGACUGUGAAUAACCUGCAUGUUAUUGCUAAAGGUCUUUUUAGUGCGGACAACGGGUGCCAACCAGACCUCGGUUUUGUAUAGACCAUCGAUUUUUAUUUACCUUUAUUGUGUUACAGUCAUGCUUUCUUCAAACAGCUUUCUUGGUAUUGAAAUUGAACAGUCAAAUAAAAUAUAAGAGGUAGUAGAAGAAAGUCUUCGUUACCAAAAUGACAGAAGGUCCUUACUCUGAAGGCGCCAUUUGAUUCUCAAAAUCAAGUUGUUUGUUGGUCUCUUUUCACCUUUUAUCUCUUGGUGGAAGAGAUCACUCGCAUUGUAUCGCUUUUUUCUCAGAGUAUUAUGCUAUGACUUGUAAAACUCAUUCGUGCAUAGUUGGCUGAAAAAAGCACACUCCUUUAAGUUAGAGUCUUCAAGCUUUUGAAUCUGGUGGCAAUCGAUUUCUGACGUAUUUGAGCAAAAUUUGAUGGUACACCUCCAAAUAAUUCAUAAACAAAAAUUUCAUUUGUGACAACACCAACAAGCCUCUAUUUCUUCAAUUUUUGGAGUGAAAGCAUUUUCAUAUUAAAAUAAUCAAAUCUUACAAGCAUGAUAAACGUCUUAUAAAAAGUAUCGUUAUAAGACAUUUCAACAAAAGUAUUUGGGAAUAGGAUCUUUUAUGGCUAUUUUUUAUAUCUUUGAAAUCAGAAAAACCCAGUGUAAUGUCGAAAUUCUUGCAACUUUUGUCAACGAAGCGAAUACAAAUCCUAAAAUUGAGGAACUUUGAAAGAAUAUGUUGUAAACAAAACUGCUCCAUUUAAAGUAAAGAGUUCAAGAUAUCGGAAAGCGUUUUUACUGAAGAUGUCUUUCUUUGAAAAAAUCGAUAACAGCGAAAGGGCUACUUGACAACCCAAAACAACCCUUUGAUAAAAACUGGAUCAUUCCCUUUUUUAUGUACCCAAUAUAACGCUAGUAGCAUUUAUUAUGUCAUCUGUUCAGUUUACAUGUAGUUCAUGAUGACAUCAAUAUGAUAUCUGCUUUUGACAAACGUAAAUUUGUGUAACACUACUGAGCGUAACAGGGAGGUUUUGAUUUAUCAAUAUCUGACUAUAAAUUGCAACCUAUUUUACUUGCAGGCAUCAUUCGCAGGCACAAAAUAUUAUUAAUGAGCCCUGGUGCCAGCUGGAAGGUGCUGAGUUCCCAGUUGUAGAUUAUAGUUUCGUUUGUCAAGCUCUAUGAUUAGUCAAAGAUAUUUGUUUAAGAAAUCACGCUUGGCCAGCAUAUGAUGUUAAUAUCUUUUUUAAAAGGUAGAUGUGUCAUUUAUCGUCUGUGCAUUUGCAUUUGGUAAGAAAACAGCUUAGCAAUAUUCUUAAACUGAAAUUAUUGGUGAUAGAAUAGAAAUAUUGACUCAACAGUAUCUCAGUGACCCAGUGGGAUUCUAAAAAGCAAGAGAACACGAUAGACGAUAGAAAGUAAAGCAUAUGGGCCAAUUGAGAAUAUUGUAGUUUUGCUAUCGACAUGUGUUGAUUUGUCCUAAACCCAUCCUUUCUCCCUCCACCAAAUCAGCAGGUAAUACCGGGGCUUUGAUAAAAGCUAACGUGAAACAUGAAUAAUGAAACAUAUUUAAACGAAAAAAAAUGAAAUGAUAUGCUCUGAACUAUCUCUUUGAUAGGUAUAAUAGUAUGAAAAAUGCUCUGACUCAGGGUUCAUGAACAAGAAGUGUGAUUAUUAGACAGUGGUCGCCAAACAAGUCGAAAUUGUAGAUAUCGACUGGACAAUGCCGUGUUAUCAAAACCAGUGUUGUUUCCACAAACGAAGGUAGUUUUUCUUUAAUCAUAGCUGGUGUGCAAAAUCAGUUUGCGAGUGAAUUUCGUAUCGCCUUUUGGGUUUUAUAAGCAUGGGAGAACUGAGCUCUGUACGCUGGGUCAAGCUGACCUGAUCGGCGACCUUACUCUCAUGACCUCGAAGCUAUACAUGAUAUGAGGCGAAAGGUCGAUUGUUCUUCAGAUUUUGCUUCAAGGAGGCCAUAAACUGAUUCCAUCAGACUUGCUUUCUGCAAUGAACUGCAUGAAAUAAACGAAUCAGCAUGGAUUGUGAUGUAUAAGGUUUCUAGCCUGAGCUUGCCUAUUUUUGCUACUUUGUCAAAUAUUUUGUCAGCAUUUAAAAGCAUAGGUAACUUAAUUUUGUAGUAUUUCACACACAUGACACGCGAGAAAAGAAAGUGUCUGCCAAUCAAUGGUUUAAUUGCGUGGGAAUGUAACUGCCACGUGACAGCUUAGAUAUUUGACGAACGUAACAUGCUUGGAAUUAACCAUAACCGUGUGUAAUUAACGUUGUAAUUAGCAGAUCUCUAACUUUCAAUUUUGGCCUACAAUUGCCACUUACAGUGAUUACACCAGAGCAUUUCAUUCAAACUUAAAUAAUUUUCCAGCUAGCAAACCUUAUGAUAUAAUAAAUGGAGAAAAUAACUUAGUUAAUUAAUCAAGUAAAAAAUUAGUAUAAUUAAGAGUAGCCACAUAGCUCUUAUUGCUUGUGGGUUUAUGGCUUUCACAGGCUACCAAGAUUAUGCAUUUUUUGUGUCUUAUGAGUUGGCAUGAAAAAGCCUAGACCGUUACAAAUUUAAUUGGUUAUAGCUGAUACUAAUUAAUUAUGAAUCUAAUUAAAAGUUGGUAAGGUAAACUAAAUAAUCCUAAUUACUUAGUAGUUAUGUGAACCGAAUAGCCAAGAAAAGAAUCACAAGCAUCGUACAUUCGUACAAGUGACAAGAUCAGCUCUAACAGAGUUCGUUCCGUAUGUCCUCUUCAGUUUCUGAUUGACAAGAAAAUUUACUUUUUUUAAAUAAUUGUACAGCCAUAAGCAUCUUAUCUUUUGGGGACAUUUGUAUCUACCCCCUUGAAAGCAGAAAAAAUAUAUCUGAAGUGAAAUCUGAAACGGAAUGUAAAUCUAGAGAAUAUUGUGUAUGGAUUUCAACAAGUUGUAAAAGAUAUUGCUGCGUUUUAUAUUAGAAACCGAUCUUUUGUUUAUACUUGUUGAGUUUGAUAAUGAAAAACUCCAACGUUUUCCCGCAUAAAUGUAGAUAUGUUAUAAAGAUAUCGAAAUGCCUAAGGCAAGGAAAUCCUAUUGGAAGAUGGUCCUGUUAUUUGAAUAGCCAUUCUCAUAGUGGUUAAAUUAUUUCCAUAGUGAAGUAGUCAAUUUUUCUAAAUCUUAUGUUUUGGCAAAGCUGUUAACUAUUAUUUGUUUCUAACGUCAACUUGAAUUUUUCGAGUAUACUUGAUAAGCUAGCUUGCCUGUAUAGGUUCAAACUUAUUGCAGUGAGGUUGGGUCUAUCAUUCAGCAAAUGUAGAAAGUGAUAUAGUCCAUGCAUCUAAGCUCAGGAAAAUUAUAUAUCAUUGGCGCAGGAAGAUCUGGAUUCUGAAGACAUUACCUGACAGCAAAGCACUUAACGGAUAUUGCAUGCCUCUACGUGCUACAAGUGCUGAUUCUUUGCAGUCGUACCCGAAUUCCAUUCCACAGUUGCAGUGAUAAAAAUAAUGCCUUCUAAUAAUUGAAGUCAAAUAUACAAGUAGAAUACUUAGUACACUUGAAGAGGUCAAGCACGCAUUCAAAAAAGAUUUGUAUUUACUGGAUUAUAAAUAAAAAUGCUAUUGCCAGAUCUUGCUUUUUAUUGACCCCUAUGACCUAGACAUUAAUUGACAACACAACUGUAUUAAGGGUAUUUUAGCUUUUGAUAUCCAAUUGUAAAUUGUAUUUGAUACGUCAAGUGCGACAUAGGCCCUUGGUUUGGCUGACCUCUCUGACCUGAAUUGCCAUACGUCAUGAUUACCAAAGCUUCUGAUUGAUACCACAGCUAAAUUGAUCCAUUAUAAAUUGAAGGCGCCAUUCACUUUGGACAAUUAAUUGCCAAAUAAGGAAAGUAACUCUUGUGUGGUGUGUAGUUCUUCUCUUCGAUUGCAAAUGACUUUGAAUUGUUGAAUUUCUGGUUCUACAUUUGCAAGGUAAUCUGCUCAACCAGCAAGAGGCUUGAUGGGCAUAGCGUGGCGACUGGCAAUAAUCAACUGAGGAAGCACUCCUGCUCCAGAUCAGCUGAAAUACAUUUAAACAAUGGAACUGGGUGCAAUAUUUUUCUGUGGAAUAUUCUUCAUGUUCUGUCUGAGUUUAUUCAGAAACGAAACUUCUCAAAGAAACAAACUCCCACCAUCACAAUGGCGAUUGCUUUUUCUCGGAAAUGCUCAUUUGUUAUUUUGGAGUGAUCCACACAGGCUGUUUCAAGGAAUUUCAAGGAGCCUUGGCCCAAUCAUAACAUUCUGGGUGGGAAGAAAGCCAAUUAUUAUUGUCAAUGAAAUAAAUCUUGCCAAAGAGGCUUUGAUAAAGCAAGACAAGAUUUUUGCAGGACGUCCUCAAAGGUACACAGGGAGUCUUUACUCGCGUAAUUUCAAAGGUAUUAUAUUAGAUAAAUAUGGAGAAAACUUGAAAAGGAAGAAAAAACUGGCGCAUGUUGCAAUGGCGACAUUCACAAGCGAAAGUGGAAAUAUGGAGCACAUUAUUUCAAGUGAGUGUAAGAGAUUCAUAGAACGGCUAAAAUGUAAGACAGAAGGAAACACUGCAAUCGACAUCAGUGGAGAUAUCAAACUUACAGUGCUAAAUGUGAUCUGUUCGUUAUGUUUUGGGAAGCAUUACGAAUCGCACGAGGCAGAAUUCAAGCAAAUCGUGCAAGCCAAUGACUGGUUCGUUGAAGGCAUCACGUGUUCAUCAAUUGUCGAUUCAUUCCCUUUAUUGAGGUAUUUACCACUGCAAAAAAUGAAAAAACUGAAAGCCUUUAUCAAGAUAAGAGAUGACGUUCUGGAAAAACAGUUUAACAAGCACAAAAGUAUGUUUGAUGGGAAGAACCCAAAAGACUUGAUGGAUCAUUUUCUCAAUGAUGUUGAAGAAUCAGACAAGAAAUUAUCUGGUGCAGUUCUGAGCAACGAUGAACAAAUUAUGUUAAUAAGCGAUUUGUUCAUUGCUGGUGCGGAUACAACAAUUAGCACUUUGCUCUGGGCAUUUCUGUACCUCGCUGUAUGGCCAAAGAAGCAACAAAAGCUUCGUGAAGAACUGGAUCAAAUCGUUAAAGGCAGAAACCCGAUGUAUCAUGAUAGAAAAAGCAUGCCUUAUUUAGAAGCAACGAUCUCCGAAGUCCUAAGGCUGAGCUCACUCACUCCGCUGAGCGUGCCAAGGAAAACAACACAACCAACUACGCUAGGCGGGUACUGCGUUCCAAAAGAUACGACAGUUGUAUUCAACAUGUUUGCCAUGAACCAUGACGAGCAGAUAUGGCGUGAUCCUAGUAAUUUUGAGCCAGAAAGGUUUUUAGACCAAGACGGAGCUUAUUGUCCUUUGAAGCAAAAGUUCAUGCCGUCUGGCGGACAACGGAUGUGUUUAGGUGAAAAAAUGGCAAGAAUGGUGCUCUUUUUGGUGGUGGCCUAUACUUUACAAAACUUCAAGUUUGCAGCCUUUGAUAACAUGGAGUUAGAAGGCGUUAUUGGGAUGACAUUGAAGCCAAAACCGUUUAAGGUUCUUGUUCAACAUUGUAAUUGAUUUAAAUGUUGGUGCUAUAUCCAAAACGACUUAUUUGUAAGGUCGUAAUAAGGCUGUAUUAAGUUUUAAAAAGCUUGGCAAUAACUGGCUACGUAAUUUGAAGUCAAAACAAUAACGUUCUAAGCUUUCCAAUGCGUAAUCGCUAGUACUAGUUAAUCUAGUGAAAGACCGCUUCAUCUUAUAUUUAAGACUGAGAUUUCAGGUUUGCCUAAACGUUUUCUCCAUCAGCCAUUAAAAUGUCAAUAAAACAUUCACCCUUUCAUUAUCCUCACACUGUUACCCGGCCGAAAUUUAUCCAGUAUGGUCUCGAUUACCAUAUAAUGAGCAGUACUCAUUUACAAUUUUAGUUUCGCGAAUACAUUCAACAGGAGAUGUCUUAUUGAUUUGAUUUGCUCCCAUCAUUAUGACUCGUCGGAACAGACAGACACAAGGAAGCAGUCACACGUCCCUACCGAAGAAGGUGAUUCCAAAAAUGAACUGAAAUGAUAUUCACAAAGUAAAUAUAAUCUUUGCUACCUGUAUUGGCCUACUUAACUAAUAACAAUAUCCCCCACCUCCUCAUUAAUCUUCUUUUACAAAAAGUAUACAAUCUUACUCCAAUGUGCAGAUCUGGGGUGCCUCAAGGAUCCUUCAUUGUUAUGCAGGGCUGCAUAAGUCAUCAGUAUUAAAAUGUUUAAUUAUUUACAUCACUUUUUAGCUGGACAAAUUGUUUUUAAUUUGUUUACUUCAGCAUUCUUUAGAAAACAGAAACGUGCUUUAAAAUUCAUGUGACAUCAGCCAGUUGUGAUUGUGAAAUGCUGAGAGGAAAAGCUCUUUGUUUAUUUAUGACAACAUAUUCUGUCUUCACGGAGUUCCUAGUAAGAUAUUCUCUCUCAAUUAAGAAGUUGAAUAAUUUUUCUAAAUACUACAUAGCUGUAUUUCGAAAGAUUUAAGGCAUAUGUAGUUUAGUAGCUAAAUACAGCCAGCCAAUGGCUUGAUCAAACUUGUUGCUAUGGGUGAUUUUUAUAGUCAACUCUCUGUUGCAUUUAACUUAGCAAACAUUGGGUUUUUACUGAUUGUCACAAAAAUUUUGAUUAAAUUUUGAGAUAUAACAUCUUUCCUAAGAGAUACAUAUUGAUGACCUUAGUUGGAACACAUUGGUGGAAAGUAUGUAAAGGAUAAUGCUUUUUAUAUUUUUAACAUUGUAUAGAAGAUUAAAAAGCAAAUUAUAAACCAAUUUUGAUUGUGAUGGAGCAAAUUUUAUCACUCUGGUAAGAAAGUUUGAUAGUUUGAUGAUCCUUAAUAAACAAAAGUUUAAUAGAGAGAGUUAGUUCUAGGGCACUUGCUUAUCCAAUCAUUGUUGAUGGUUUAAAAAGGCCUUGCCCAGAAAGGCGCUCAAUCAAGCGUGAGCACCUAAACUGUACCUGAAUAUAGCCAUGGAGAGCAAUUUAUAGUCUGGAAAUGUAAAACAAUAUUGCACUGAUGCAAAAUAAUGUUUGAAAAUAAUGUUGAUAGAGCAUAAAACAAUCUUCUCAAAUGACACUAACCUUUUGAUGAAGAGAUUUUGUAUCUGGUUCCUCAUAAAGGCACGUCUACAAGAAUACCUUUCUGAGUAAAAAUUAAUAUUUUCCAUGCAUCAUAAAUACAAUUGUUUGACUCGUUUUCAUUAAGGUUAAGGUAAACGUUUCUGACACAAUAUUUGGCUUUCUCUCUCUAAAAGCCAAACUAUUAACGGAAUCGAAUUAAACUAUAUAUCAUUCAAUGCACAAGAAUGUGGCAAUGCCAACCAUAUCAAAAUAAUUUACAAAUAUUGUAAAAUUAUAUUUUUCAGGCAAAUUUAUUGCUUAAAAGAGUGUACCACUUUCAAAAGCUAUUUUGUACCCUUGCGUUCAAGGUAACAAAAUCUGACUUAUAUCAAAAGAAAGAGGAGAUCCUAAGCUACCAAAGUGUGUCUCAGAUCUUUAAAAUUUCUCCCUCCUUUGAAACUAUGUCCUGUCAAAAAUGGGUGAUCAAUUUCCCUGAAGCCUGUCCUGGCCGUGUGCAAAUUUUUUAAGCAAUUCAAUUGGUUCCUUGG